AGACGCGUGGAGCUGGGCGAGGACUCGCGGGCUGUGCAGAUUUGUAGACGGAGUCUAGAAUCUAACCUGCAAACCAUCUGAAAUUGUGUGCAGAAUACUGCAUCUUCAAGUGCAUUUGCUAGAGAGAAGGUCGAAGACUCUCAUGCAGUCUUAAAAGGAUCUGAGCCUCAAGAAAAGUGCAUCUACAAUAUGUGUUUUAGAAAUAAAAGUUAAACUUUGAUUUGAAUGAAAAAUGUCUCUCAGUGCACCUAUAUUUCUCAAAGAAAGGGAAGAAGAUAAUUCAAAAUUUGUGGAAAUACAGCAGUCACAAACUACAUGCAUAGCUGCAGAAGAUCCUCUUCAAAACUUAUGCUUAGCAUCUCAAGAAGUUCUUAAAAAAGCUCAGCAAAAUGGAAGAUCAAAAUGUCUGAAGUGUGGUGGUUCAAGAAUGUUCUACUGCUAUACAUGUUACGUCCCAGUUGAAAAUGUACCUGUUGAACAGAUACCACAUGUGAAGCUACCAUUGAAGAUUGACAUCAUUAAACAUCCGAAUGAAACAGAUGGCAAAAGCACUGCUGUACAUGCAAAACUCUUAGCACCUGAAUUUGUAAAUAUUUAUACAUAUCCAUGUAUUCCAGAAUAUGAAGAAAAGGACCAUGAAGUUGCACUUGUAUUUCCUGGACCUAAGUCUGUUUCAGUAAAAGAUAUUUCUUUUCAUCUGCAAAAAAAGAGUCAAAAUAGCGUUAGAGGCAAAAAUGAUGACCUUGAUAACCCAUCCAUUAAACGCAAGAAAACUGAAGAACAGGAUUUGAAUGACAGCAAAUGCAAAGACACAACACUGAAAAAAAUUGUAUUCAUAGAUAGCACCUGGAACCAAACAAACAAAAUAUUCACUGAUGAGAGACUUCAAGGGUUGCUACAAGUUGAGUUGAAAACAAGAAAAACUUGCUUUUGGCGCCAUCAAAAAGGAAAGCCAGAUACCUUCCUUUCCACAAUUGAAGCUAUUUACUACUUUUUGGUAGACUAUCAUACUGAUAUAUUAAAAGAGAAAUACAAAGGACAAUAUGAUAAUCUUUUAUUUUUCUACUCUUUUAUGCACCAGUUGAUAAAGAAUGCCAAGUGCCCUGGAGACAAGGAAACAAGAAAACUUACCCAUUAG
This is a messenger RNA of Budorcas taxicolor (takin), 1138 nucleotides long. RefSeq names its product DTW domain containing 1 (gene DTWD1). Lineage: Eukaryota; Metazoa; Chordata; Mammalia; Artiodactyla; Bovidae. Gene Ontology annotation, cellular component: nucleus. Gene Ontology annotation, molecular function: tRNA-uridine aminocarboxypropyltransferase activity. The transcript has 6 exons. The coding region runs from base 233 to 1138 and encodes 301 amino acids. Gene Ontology annotation, biological process: tRNA modification. The record is from RefSeq and is a predicted model, not a curated record.